Messenger RNA from Solea senegalensis (Senegalese sole), 1509 nucleotides. It is a transcript of the gene smarcb1a, whose product is annotated as SWI/SNF related, matrix associated, actin dependent regulator of chromatin, subfamily b, member 1a. The record is from RefSeq and is a predicted model, not a curated record. Lineage: Eukaryota; Metazoa; Chordata; Actinopteri; Pleuronectiformes; Soleidae. Gene Ontology annotation, molecular function: transcription coregulator activity. Gene Ontology annotation, cellular component: nucleus; nuclear chromosome. The transcript is spliced from 9 exons. Bases 49 to 1173 code for a protein of 374 amino acids. Gene Ontology annotation, biological process: regulation of transcription by RNA polymerase II; chromatin remodeling.
GUCCCUGUUGCGCAUGUGCAGUGGCACACAGCUUUGUUGUUUGAUGUCAUGAUGGCGCUGAGUAAAACGUUUGGACAAAAACCGGUGAAAUUCCAGUUGGAGGAGGACGGAGACUUUUACAUGAUCGGAUCAGAGGUGGGGAACUACCUGCGCAUGUUCAGAGGUUCUCUGUAUAAAAGAUAUCCGUCAUUAUGGAGGAAACUGGCCUCAGUAGAAGAGCGAAAGAAAAUCGUGGAGUCGUCACACGAUCACGGCUACACUCAGCUCGCCACCAGUGUGACUCUGCUGAAGGCGUCCGAGGUCGAGGAGAUCCUUGAAGGAAACGAUGAGAAAUACAAAGCUGUUUCCAUCAGCACUGAACCUCCGGCCUACCUCAGGGAACAGAAGGCAAAGAGGAACAGUCAGUGGGUUCCCACGCUGCCCAACAGUUCUCACCACCUGGACGCAGUUCCCUGCUCCACCACCAUCAACCGCAGCCGACUGGGACGAGACAAGAAGAGGACGUUCCCACUGUGCUUUGACGACCACGAUCCAGCGGUGAUCCACGAGAACGCCACUCAGUCCGAAGUCCUGGUCCCGAUCCGUCUGGACAUGGAGAUCGAAGGACAGAAGCUCAGAGACGCGUUCACCUGGAACAUGAACGAGAAGCUCAUGACGCCCGAGAUGUUCGCUGAGAUCCUCUGUGACGACCUGGACCUCAACCCGCUGACCUUCGUCCCCGCCAUCGCCUCCGCCAUCAGACAGCAGAUCGAGUCUUACCCCACAGACAGUAUCCUGGAGGAGCAGACGGACCAGAGGGUCAUCAUCAAGCUGAACAUCCACGUGGGGAACAUCUCGCUGGUGGACCAGUUUGAGUGGGACAUGUCAGAGCGGGAGAACUCUCCAGAGAAGUUUGCCCUGAAGCUCUGCUCCGAGCUGGGCCUGGGCGGAGAGUUUGUCACCACCAUCGCCUACAGCAUCCGCGGUCAGCUGAGCUGGCACCAGAGGACCUACGCCUUCAGUGAAAACCCUCUGCCCACCGUGGAGAUCGCCAUCAGAAACACGGGCGACGCGGACCAGUGGUGCCCCCUGCUGGAGACGCUGACAGACGCGGAGAUGGAGAAGAAGAUCAGAGACCAGGACAGAAACACCAGGAGAAUGAGGCGACUGGCGAACACGGCUCCUGCUUGGUAGACGAGGCGGCGUAAGCUCCGCCUCCUCCUCUCACCUGUGUACAGAACGCCGCUCACCUGACUGAGGUAUGACUUUGUCACGGUUCACUUCUUCACCAACAAAGUCUUUUCUGCUCGAGUCCUCAGAACAUCGUCGCCCUCCAUGAGUUCUGUUUUUAUCGUUACUGAUAUGUUGUCCUGUUUGGCCACGCCCCCUCCGGUAGAACAUGCCCCGCCUCUCUCACCACUGACUCUUCACUCGACCACAGGAGCAAACGUCUCGAGCUCUCAGAUAAUAUAUUUGUUUUGUUGUCGUUGUCUUUUGUACAUUUUAAUAAUUCUUACAAAAUAAAGAAAA